GAGCGGGGAGAGAAAGCGAGAGAGAGAGAGCAGCCCGGAGAAAGGGACAAGGCAGAUCCUGGGAAGCGAGAGCGAGAGAGACUCCUGCAGGAGGGGGACCCUGGGCGGGGAGAGGACAUUGCCAGCGAAGGGCCCGGAGGGGAGCGAAAGGAUCGGGACUGCUCGCAAGCGUCCGACUUGUUGAAAGACGUCGAGCGAGGGUCAGAGGCUGUGCCCGGGGCCGGGGGACAAAGCGGAGCGAGAGGGAGCUGGCGCUGGCCCGCCGGGAUGGUGCAACUCGCGCGGUGAAAAUGGUCUUUGUCCAACUUUUCUGAUGCCGGGARGCCGGGCGGCACGGCUGUAGCGGGAAGGGCUUCUGCGAACACUGCUCGAGUAAUGCUGGGAAGUGGAGGGGGUGUUGCUGGAGUCCUGCACAAGUAUUUCUCUGUGAACGCCUCUGUGCUUUAAUUUGGGAAGAUAUUAAACACUCCAGGAAAUCUCUGACCAUUUCAAGGGAGUGGUGUGUGUUUGUUGAAGAUGGUGAUAUUUACAGAGAAUCUUCAUGGAUUCUAAUGCUGGCAUCAGUGCAAGAAGAGUGUCGGGAAUGGGUUGGCUCUGGAUGGUCUUCUUCUUUCAUCUAGUCACCUCACUGGAAGAAAUACUUCUGGAUACUACUCAAGAGACCUCAGAGAUCGGCUGGACCACACACCCUUCUGAUGGGUGGGAUGAGGUAAGUGUCCUGGAUGACAAGAAGCGCCUGAUCCGAACCUUUCAAGUGUGCAACGUGGCUGAACCAGGUCAGAACAACUGGCUGCGCACUCACUUCAUCGAGCGGCGCGGAGCCCACCGGGUGCACGUCCGCCUCCGUUUCUCAGUCAGGGACUGUGCCAGCAUGCGCACCGUGGCCUCGUCCUGCAAGGAGACUUUCACUCUCUACUACCACCAGUCGGAGACUGACAUAGCCUCUCAGGACAUGCCAGAGUGGCGUGAGGGCCCCUGGACCAAAGUGGAUACUAUUGCGGCUGAUGAGAGCUUUUCCCAGGUGGACAGCACUGGGAAGGUGGUCAAGAUGAAUGUCAAAGUACGGAGCUUUGGGCCACUCACCAAGCAUGGCUUCUACCUGGCCUUCCAGGAUUCGGGAGCCUGCAUGUCCUUGGUAGCAGUCCAAGUCUUUUUCUACAAGUGCCCAGCUGUGGUGAAAGGAUUUGCCUCCUUUCCUGAAACAUUUGCUGGUGGGGAGAGGACCUCACUGGUGGAGUCCCCAGGGACGUGUGUACCCAAUGCUGAAGAGACAAGCACCACAGGGUCCUCCAGUGUCCGGCUGCACUGCAAUGGAGAAGGGGARUGGAUGGUGGCCAUUGGACGCUGCACCUGCAAGGCUGGCUACCAGCCUGUGGAUGAUGAACGAGCCUGCCAAGCCUGUACCCCUGGUUCCUUUAAAGUAUCUGUGGGAGAUGACCCCUGCCAUCCGUGCCCUGCCCACAGCCACGCUCCACUGCCAGGUUCCCAGGAAUGUGUGUGUCAGAACCGGUACUAUCGCUCUGCUUCGGACAAUUCUGAUGCUCCCUGCACUGGCAUCCCSUCUGCUCCUCGUGACCUCAGCUAUGAAAUUGUUGGCUCCAACGUGCUGCUGACCUGGCGCCUCCCGAAGGACCUGGGUGGCCGCAAGGACGUUUUCUUCAAUGUGAUCUGCAAGGUGUGCCCAGCGGGGUCCUCGGGGCCGUGCGUGCGCUGUGGGGACAGUGUGCAGUUCGAGCCGCGCCAGGUGGGGCUCACYGAGAGCCGCGUGCAAGUCUCCAACCUCCUGGCCCGUGUGCACUACACCUUCGAGAUCCAGGCCGUCAACUUGGUGACUGAACUGAGUUCAGAAGCUCCCCACUUUGCCACCAUCAAUGUUAGCACCAGCCAGUCAGUCCCAUCUGCUGUCCCCAUGAUGCAUCAGGUGAGUCGCACUACCAACAGCAUCACACUGUCGUGGCCUCAGCCGGACCAGCCCAAUGGGAUCAUCCUGGAUUACCAGCUSCGCUACUUUGACAAGGCAGAAGAUGAGGAUAAUUCCCUGACCUUAACUAGUGAGACCAACAUGGCCACCAUAUCCAGCCUGAGCCCAGGCAAGAUCUACGCUUUCCAAGUGCGCGCCAGGACAGCCGUCGGCUAUGGCCCUUACAGCGGGAAGAUGUAUUUCCAGACCUUAACAGGAGGGGAGCGCUCGGAGAUGGCGCAGGACCGACUGCCACUGAUCGUGGGCUCAGCACUCGGGGGUCUGGCCUUUUUGGUAAUUGCUGCCAUUGCCAUCCUUGCCAUCAUCUUCAAGAGUAAAAGGCGAGAGACUCCAUACACAGACCGCCUGCAGCAGUAUAUCGGUGCACGAGGGCUUGGAGUGAAGUAUUACAUUGAUCCUUCAACCUAUGAAGAUCCCAAUGAAGCCAUUCGAGAAUUUGCCAAGGAGAUCGACGUGUCCCUCAUCAAGAUUGAGGAGGUCAUUGGAUCAGGAGAGUUUGGAGAGGUGUGCUUUGGGCGCCUGAAGCACCCAGGGAAGCGGGAAUACAUGGUCGCUAUUAAGACGUUGAAGUCAGGUUACACAGAGGACCAGCGGCGGGAGUUCCUGAGCGAGGCCAGCAUCAUGGGGCAGUUUGAGCAUCCCAAUGUCAUCCACCUGGAGGGAGUGGUCACCAAGAGCCGACCGGUCAUGAUUGUCACAGAGUUCAUGGAGAAUGGAUCGUUGGAUUCCUUCCUCAGGCAGAAGGAAGGGCAGUUCAGUGUGCUGCAGCUGGUGGGAAUGCUGCGGGGGAUUGCAGCCGGYAUGCGCUACCUGUCCGACAUGAACUACGUGCAUCGUGACCUGGCYGCUCGGAACAUCCUGGUCAACAGCAACCUGGUGUGCAAGGUGUCAGACUUUGGGYUGUCCCGCUUCCUGGAGGAUGAUGCUUCAAAUCCCACCUACACUGGAGGUCUGGGCUGCAAAAUCCCCAUCCGCUGGACCGCCCCUGAAGCCAUCCAGUACCGCAAGUUCACCUCCUCCAGUGAUGUCUGGAGCUAUGGCAUUGUCAUGUGGGAGGUGAUGUCCUACGGUGAGAGGCCUUACUGGGACAUGUCCAAUCAGGAUGUGAUUAAUGCCAUUGACCAGGACUAUCGCCUGCCACCACCCCCAGACUGCCCAACUGUUUUGCACCUGCUGAUGCUUGACUGCUGGCAGAAGGAGCGGGUCCAGAGACCCAAAUUUGAGCAAAUAGUCAGUGCCCUGGAUAAAAUGAUUCGCAAGCCAUCAGCUCUCAAAGCCAUUGGCACUGGGACCAGCAGACCGUCUCAGCCUCUCCUGAGCAACUGUCCUCCAGAUUUCCCUUCCCUCAGCAAUGCCCACGAGUGGUUGGAUGCUAUCAAGAUGGGCCGCUACAAGGAGAAUUUUGACCAGGCUGGGCUGGCUACAUUCGAUGUCAUAUCACGCAUGACGCUCGAAGACAUCCAGCGCAUUGGCAUCACCCUCGUUGGCCACCAGAAGAAGAUUCUAAACAGCAUCCAGCUGAUGCGAGUCCAUUUGAAUCAACUUGAACCAGUUGAAGUGUGAUGUUUACAUCAUCCUUAUUCCUAGUCUCAAACUCUGGAAAGGUUCUGGGGGAGUUCAGAGGGAUUUUCAAUGUAAGGAAAAGACGUCAGUAUACUACUUGAAGACUUAAUGCACCCAGAAAGUGCACUCUACAUGUCCUGUUCCAUGAACAAAACAAAGCCUUGCUGUGAUUUGGAAGCAGAGCUAAAUGACUGGUGACAAUUAAAUGUGGCUGACGUCAUACAUUGGGAAUGGGUUUGGGGUGGGAAGGUUAUAAUAACAUGGGGCGGAGAUGGAAUAAUGGCUUGGACAGAUCACAAGCACCUGUUGCCUCUUGUGUGCCAACAAAAGGUAUCUGACAACUUCACAAAGUCAUCAACAGGCUUUAUUUAUGGCUGAGAGCCCAGCAAAGCUGCAAAGGCAUAAUAAAGGCAACAAAAAAUUAGCAUUUUUUUCAGAAGAAUGCCAUCGUGGUGUGAGAGAUUAUUCCUCAGAUGGAGAUGAGCAUCAGGCUAUCASUUGGCAUGCCAGCUCAGUUCGGAACUGAAGUUCCAGCUAGUGCACAGUAUGUGGUAAGCAAAAACAGAUGUCACCUGGUAAAGAGGUUCAGAGUAAAGGGUUCCAAAUUCAGUGCUAUUUCGUGUGCAGUUCUGGGUCUGCUUCAUGAUGGGAAUUACUAAUCUGUUGUUCUGAUGUGGGGAACAGUCCAUCUCUGUUUAUGGGACUGCCACAGAAUGGAUWAGUAACGAAUCCUAGAAUCCGUCCUGCAGGAUCUGCAAAUGGAGAGGGAAAYAAAUAGGUUCUGGUUCUCACAAGCCCAUUCUUGUGAGGAGAGGUUAAGCUCUGAUACUCCGAGAUCCUAAGUACGCAGAACCUGGGUUUCGUUCUCUUCUGAGCCCCAUGCRGUGAAAAGACUAACAAAAAAAUCAUAAGCUCUUUGCUGUUGAAAAAUAAUUCCUCUUUUUCUCACCUUAGCCAUURGGCACAGUUGUUUGAAUAUUGUUUUUGAAGAAAAUGCAGACCUGCAGGAGUCAACUCCAAACAGAUAGUUUGAAUGAGGGAUGUGAAACUCUUCCAUAAGUUUUUGUCAAGAAUGAUUCCAUCCCCACAAGUCACUUCAGUCCUUAAAAAAGGGCUAAGAAUGUUCUUGGGAUCCCGUCAGACAGACUAGUACCUGCUUAAGGAAAGAUCUGCUUCAAGAUCUGUAUCUCUCUGUCCCUAUGAGCCUAAGCUUGAGAGGARAACUCAUAAACUAUGCACUUGUCUACCUCAUCAACACAUGGGAAGGGAAAUAGAAAUGGCCCCGGUGAGCAAGACCCCAAUUAUGAUACUUCUUUGUGUCUAGAGAGGAAAUAACCCCAACWGUUCUGGUCUGUGCUCAUCUGCUGGCUCACUGUGAAACACACAUGAACCUGGUGUAUUUUUCCAGCUGUUAGAACAUCGCAACUUCUUCAGAUACUACUCCUGUAUGGAUUUAAUGGUUCCUGCAGUCAACCCAGCAGCUGAAGACCAAAAAGAAGAGUCCAAUAAUAUGAUAGGAGGUGCUGCAGAAUAGUUGCACUAAGUAGCCAAUGCAGUUCAGGCUCUUUGUUACAUCAUAAGAGUAACAUUAUUGUUAAUUCUUUUUAGUUGAAGAGGGAGAACAGCAGUGCUUUUUCUGAGAUAUAAAAAAGUCCAUUCAAAAACAAUAAAAGUAUACAUGAAUAAAACAUUCAUGUAUAAAGAGAGUGUGAAGAUUAAAAAAAAAAAACCCAAAUCACAUCAGACUGGAGUCCAACCCUAGAAGAUUUCAGUCUGUGCUUUUUAAGGGGUUUCUGGAAACYUGUAAUACUCACACAUCCAGUCACAUGUAUGCUGACUGACUGUCAGCUCCACCCACGGCAUCUGAGACAGAACAAGUGUUGUCCUCUUCAGGAAGCAUAUUGAGCACAAGAUGUUGAGGGGAAUCUGUGGUCUCUAGCACCUUCCAUAUAUAUUCACCAGAGGACAACAGUGCAUGUAUGCAUCCUCAUAUAUGAGUGUAUUCUAGAAGUUCUGUGUGCCAUUUGGGGGAACAAGGCAGCCUUUCUUUUCCAUGCCUUGAGUGGUCAGGAUUAGUGGAGAGAUUCGCAAUCUAGAUYAAAUCCUGUGGCUUCUUCUCARCCUAGAAAGUURCAUGCAGAAAAUACAUUGUAGGAGRUGAAAUGGGAGCCUUGUCUGAAUCCUGUUCUAGUACAAUGAGACUUAGAACUGCACAAGGGACAGGCUUGGCAUCACAUUUGUAUGGGAAUGGAUAGCUCUAUUCRUUAAGAAGUCUCUCCAUUCUCUUUAUUCCCAGUUUUCUAUUACCUGUUUUCAGGUGCUUGUUUUCUUACAUGGUUUGGGAUGCAAAGGUUCUCAAGUUGCAGUGCAGUUUGUGUUAUUUGCCAUCAUGUUACUCCUUAACUCUGCAAGCAUGGAGGGAGGGCAGUUGUGGCAAAAGCAUUAGAAAUACCCUGAUCUUAGGUUUCUCAGUCAUCUGAAACCAGAAAUUUUACAUUCUAUUUCCCAGUCAUCUGGGAUAUCCUGCAGUAUAUGAGCACCCUCAACAGGUAGGAAUGAGAUUGAAAAGAGAAAUGAGUGGGCUCACCUAGGCACSUGAUACUGCUCUUCACCAGAAGAGUGAGAAACAAUGCCCAAAAAGUCUUAGCUGUAUUCUUUGCCAGAGAAGCAAUGGUAGACAAGAAGUUAUUGCCUACCUUUACUCCAUAUGAUUUCUAUAAUGGGCAGUAUAUAAGAGUAAUGAAUAAAUCAAAUGCACAGGGAUCAGUGCCCCCUUCUUGAGGGCAUUAGGCAUUUGUAUGAAAGCUCAGAAGAGUCAUACCUAUAACUAGAAAGAAGAUAUUUCAAAGAAUAAUGUCCUUUCUGCUURAACACCAAAUUUCACUGUCUGGAAAUAGGAAGAAACUUCACCUUAAGGCAAGCUGUUUUGUAAUUAUUCCUGAUGAGGUUCCUUGAACCUGUCUUUUUGGUGUCUGUUGCUGGACAACCUCCCAGACAGAUAAUUGGAUCUGCACCAGGAUGUCAGUUAAUGUACUGUGCUGCCAGAGAACACAUCGGGCGAGCAAGUUCCCACCUAUGCUGCUUUGGCAGCCAAGUGAAAUUCUCAGCCAGGAGCUACGUGCCUGUGUGCUCCUGCCUCACUAAGCCAUGGCAUGUUUCUGUCAGAAGCAGGUCCUGCUCACCAGAGUGUUCAAAGACAGCACAGAAGCAAAGAUUUUUCUUCCGUCCCUAAAAUGAUUUUAAGGAAAGCUCAAUGACAGUGUGACUUACAAAGUGAUUUCUGUGCACCCAAGUAUGCAUUAAUUCAUGUGCAGGUGAAAUGGCUGAAGUGCCUGGUUUCUUGUUUGUUUGUUUGUUUGUUUGUUUAAAAUUGAAGGAUGUAAUCUUAGUGCAUGCUUCAACAACACUGCAUUAGGGCUAAUUGAGGGAGCACAAACUGCUUAGUGGAGAGAAAUGCUGGAAGAGGCUCCUUGUUUAGCACAAAUAUAUUCAUCACCUAGGGCUAUCUUGAAUGAAAGAAGCUGCUGCAGCUAGUCCCAGACAAUUCAUGCAUUAUGAAGCUGAAUGAAACSUGUGGGUGUGGUGGGAAAUGAUGAACACCACCAAGGAACUCAMCUUUAAUAAACAAACAAGGGUAGAGCUGUCCCUACGACUGGAUCUUCCUCGGUCAGGAUUCCAGCCAGCAAGUCCACCUGAGGGCUGCUCCAAGUGAAGAUAACCAGCUUGGAUCCUUCCUGCCUUUGAAAAGAUUUUUCAGCAGUCAGCGACACAAUUCUUACACACAGAGAGGCAGCUAGGCAGUAGAUUGAGGUUUAGGACAAAAGUCCUAAAAGAUUAUUUCUCUUUCCUGAAACCGGGUAAUUUAGAAUCUUUGRCUAUCAUUAAAAUACAGCAUGGAAGAGGAAACUUCUUACUCUACCAAAGAGCCAGUCUAAUCCUUCACUUUUCAAAUCAAUGUGGAGAAAAUGGCGCCUCUCAGAAUUUACAUUUUGUUGUGGCAUUCAAGGUCAUCGUGCUCUGUGUGAAGCUGUUCCACUUGAGUGUUGCUGAAAGUGCUGCUCUGAGCUAAUGAAAAGCCUCCGAGUCGUCUGGUUCCUUGUGGAGCUGUAACUGGGACCUGCUCAAAGAGGAAUCGCUCCCCCUGGUGUGCUGAAAUACAGAACUGAAGUGUCCUACUGUGCUGAAAUGCAGAGUUGCCCUCAAAAAGCCUUGGAGCUUGSCUGUUUCGUUUCUCUUUCCCGAGUGAAGAGAAAACUCUCUUCCUGAAAUAUUCGCAGUUGAAACRUAGGGAUUCAUGAAAACAUUGAGAUUUCCUUCUGGUUUCUGCCAUUAUCUCUGUUCCUUGAACAGAGUAAUGUGGUAUUUUUGUCAACUGCUCCAAGAGCAAAUCAUGAGUGCUGUGUCUUGGCAUCUGUGCCUCAAAUAGCGGAUAGUUUGGCCUUUUAUUUAUGUAUCUUAUACAAGACCAAGUGUGYUUUGCUGACAGUGAUAAAGCUGUUUGCUUCUGAAAACUAAUUCAUUAAAUUCAGGCCUUACUAAGUAAGAUUGGAUUUUUUACAGUUUACAGUGAUGUUAGAAACUAUACAGGCUGCUGUCUAAAACUAGAAUUGGAAUUGCAUCUAAGCAACUCUCAUUGUAUUUUGCCAAACCUACUACUGCCCAUGCAUUUGGACAGCUGGAACAGAUUGAUCAUUUAUAAACAAUUCUGUUGCUGAGAACAAACUCUUGCCCUCUUUGAACCCUUCUAACUCUGCAAGUGAACAGGAGAUUAAAAAUAAGAAAAUCAGGUUUAUUCAGAGAAGUCAGCUUGUUGUACAGAUAUGAAUGACAAAGCACUUUCUGCAAUAAGCUAUUUAAAAAUAGAUCUAUUCAUGUUGCUCUGUUACAAAAGACAGUAAUUGCAAUGUACCUUACUGCCUCUAAUAUUAAGGUAGAAGAAGGAACAUUGAUCUUUACCCUCCAGGACAGUACACUUCACCUCUUGACCCACUGUUGAGUUUAAUUUACAUUUUACUGAAGAAUUUUUGUUAGAAAAGCAUCUUAUCUUGAUUAAUUCAGGAAUAGUGAAUCUCCAAGAUACCUUGGACUGUUUUUUUUYCCCAUGACUGUGAUAAUUUUUCAUUGCUGUUUGCCUGGCACUUUUUGUACAYUACCCAGUUUGGAUAAAGAGCUGUUUGUAAUCUGAUACUUCUGCAUUUUCCACCAUAAUUAGGUCACAUAUUCACUUCUUUAUGCCCUAAAAAAUGAAAUAUUCAAAUGUCUCCCUGUCACACAUCUUGUUUGGUCCUCCCAUCAUUGUUAUGGUUCUCUUCCUCAUUGCAUUUUUGGCCUUCCUUUCAAAGAUGAGAAUAUGAAGAACAGACAAAAGCAGUCUCACUGAUAUUCUACAUGGACAGGAAACCRGUCUCUCACACUGACUGUUCGCUGCUUAUUCACCCACAGAUCACAGUAAGCCUUUCACAAUUGAGUUCUUUGACUCAAUCAGGACACUCUGAUCCUUCUGACGUAAAUGUUUUUUUAGGAAACCCAUUUUAUGUAGAUAGAAAGUGCACUCUUUUUUUUUCCCAGCUGUCAAGCACUGCUCUUAGAGGAGAGUUUUCAAAAAAUGGAUCUUCAUAUUGACAUUUUACAAUGCUAAGCAGUUUUUAAUCAGUAUUUUCAAUCUAAUAGGCCAUAAAAUGAUCCAUAAGUGAAGUUUGGACUACAUAAGAAUUUUGUGGAAGCUUUGUUGUCCGAAUCUCAAAGUAAGUAUUCACAGGAAUUGCCCGAAUUAAGGAAAAUAUGUCCGCCACUUCCUCCCUAGACACAGUUUUCCCUUGCUUGUUCAGGGCCUUGUCAGAAGAAUCUAGCAUCUAGUUGUUCCUGGGUUUUCAGCUCUCCUUAAAUACAAUGAAUGAACCUGUGACUUCCAUUUUAUGAAAAUCCAAGGACAGARGAGUUACAAAUUCUGGGUUAUACUGCUAUAACAAUUCUUUAAUUGCAUCUAGGAAUUUACAAAUAUAAAACAUCUAAAAAUGAAAGUGAUCCACAACUUGUGUGUCCCUAAUGGCCAUGUCAAAGAUAGACCUUACCACCUGCCAAAUGCUGGUUCAUGGCUAUUGCUUUGUAUUUUAUCUAUUUUUUCCUCCUUCUUUGAGAGAGUGCCCAUCAGGUCCCUKAAAAGGUACAGCCAGGGCAAAGCCAGACGAGGUAAACUCUUAAGUCUCGUAUGUAUGAUCUGAUGGGUAAGCACAGCAGCAGUAUUCUAGGAUCUAAAAUAAYUCAGUCAAGAUAUUCUCAAACUAUAUCCCCUCACUGAAAUAGAUCAGCUAGAGCAACUAUGGAUCACAGGCUCRGGUAUUUAGAUGUUCGAGUGUUUUCGUGGGUCUGGAUGGCCGUGCUGUAAAAUUAUCCUGGAAUUUUUGUUACAUAACUCUGACUGUGCUCUGGGGUUGUGCAGGGCUGUGAUGUGUGUGUUCCAUCACAGCAACUCRACUGUUUCCAUACAUCACUUGGGAUCUGUGAUCCCAUUCACAUGGGAAUGCACCAUGUGAAUUAUCGGGUCUUUUAAUCUGAUGACAAAAAUAAAAUAAAUGAURUGCA
This is a messenger RNA of Malurus melanocephalus (red-backed fairy wren), 10126 nucleotides long. It is a transcript of the gene EPHB6, whose product is annotated as EPH receptor B6. Lineage: Eukaryota; Metazoa; Chordata; Aves; Passeriformes; Maluridae. Gene Ontology annotation, cellular component: plasma membrane; neuron projection. The record is from RefSeq and is a predicted model, not a curated record. Gene Ontology annotation, molecular function: ATP binding; transmembrane-ephrin receptor activity; protein binding. Gene Ontology annotation, biological process: cell surface receptor protein tyrosine kinase signaling pathway; axon guidance; central nervous system projection neuron axonogenesis. The coding region runs from base 542 to 3544 and encodes 1000 amino acids. The transcript is spliced from 17 exons.